AUGGAAUCUACCAAGAAUCUCAAGGCGCGUCGCCGACAAGACUACCGUUACCACCUUGACUAUCGAACACGAUGGUCCGAUAACGACAUGUAUGACCACAUGAACAAAUCCGUCUACGGCUUCCUCGUCGACUCCAUAAUAUACGCUUACCUCAUCAAAACCUGUGGCUUCCACCCACCCACCGCCGAAAUGUAUGGAGUGGCCGUGGACGCCCAUACCGAGUUCUUCUCGUCAAUCGCAUAUCCCGCCGUUGCAGAGCUGGGCCUGCGCGUGAACAAACUCGGCAAGUCCAGCGUAACGUAUGAAGUUGGUGUUUUCGAGCAAGGUGUCGAUGAUCCCAAGGUUGUGUCGCACUGUGUUCAUGUUUUUGUGGAGCGUUCAACGGGGAGGCCGGCGCCGGAGGGUAUGAGGGUGGUUUUGAGGGAGGCUCUUGAGAAGUUGGAUGUGGGAGUUGAAACGAGUAAAUUGUAG
This is a messenger RNA of Aspergillus wentii DTO 134E9, 471 nucleotides long. Its product is annotated as acyl-CoA thioesterase. The record is from RefSeq and is a predicted model, not a curated record. The transcript is spliced from 3 exons. Gene Ontology annotation, cellular component: mitochondrion. Lineage: Eukaryota; Fungi; Ascomycota; Eurotiomycetes; Eurotiales; Aspergillaceae. The coding region runs from base 1 to 471 and encodes 156 amino acids. Gene Ontology annotation, molecular function: fatty acyl-CoA hydrolase activity.